Messenger RNA from Amphimedon queenslandica, 1826 nucleotides. RefSeq names its product hemicentin-1-like. The annotation marks the transcript as partial. The record is from RefSeq and is a predicted model, not a curated record. The transcript has 7 exons. Gene Ontology annotation, molecular function: calcium ion binding. Lineage: Eukaryota; Metazoa; Porifera; Demospongiae; Haplosclerida; Niphatidae.
UUCAAACACAUUCUACUUCUUUUGGAGAACGAUAUAAAGGAAUCAAAAUAAAAAGUGAUCAGCCAAUAAGUGCAUCAUUUUAUAACAUUUUUAUUGAUCAUCUCAUUUUACCAUAUCAUGAGUACCCUGGAGUCAGUCAGUAUGAAUAUUAUGCUGUUUCUACUAGUAGUUACCAUAGCAUAUAUCUUAUUCAAGUUCUUCUUAUUGGUUGUAUUAAUAAUACUGUCAUUAGUAUUAUACCAACAGUUGAUCUCUUCAUUCCUAUUGAUGUACAGAAGAGUGGCAGUGAUAAUAUAUUAGUAACUAAAGGUAACUCUCAUACUAUUACACUACAUGAGGGACAGACUCUAUUGUUGGGUAAAGGGAAUGGAAGUGAUAUAUCAGGAACACACUUUAUUUCUAAUAAACCACUGACUGUUAUUACUGGUCACCAGUGUGGCAGUACUCCUGGUAUGAAAAAACGCUUUCAUUGUCAUCCUCUACAAUUACAAGUUCCUCCAACAAUAACCUGGGGUACAAGAUUUAUUCUGACAAACUUUAAUAAUUUUCGUUAUAGCAAGUCGCCAGUUCCUUCUAUGGUAAAGACAGUCACUUCUCAAGGCAACACUAAUAUAACAAUAUACUGUAAUGGAGCCACUAACACUACAAGAUACUCUACUAAUGGAGCAAUUGGCAUAUAUCAGUAUAGCAUAACUGAAUAUUGUUAUGUGGAAGCUAACAAACCAAUAUUUGUUGUCUUGUUCCCUCACUCAUAUUAUUAUUACACUGCAAUGGUUUGGAUACCACCAAUGGAACAAUAUCUUCAAGAGGUUAACUUUGAUUUUUACCGUUCUUCUCGUUAUUCAAAGUUUGUUAUUACAGCAUCAGUUGAAGGAUUCUCUCCUACAGCUAUUCUACAUAAUGGACUAGCAACUGCAAACUGGACAGCAGUAUAUGAUUUUAAAAGGAAUAUUGUAGCAUACGGAACUGAAAUUGAAAUUAAUAGAUAUUUUAGUAAUCAUUCAUUAAGUCAUACUGGUAAUAAUGGAAAACUAUCAGUUCAAGUUCAGGGAUAUUUUUACUCUCAUAUAAUAUAUGGAUGGCCAGCACUAGUUUCAUUGGAACAAAAUAUGACUUGCAUUUGCAAUUUUAUUCACAGUAAUGGUAUGUGUGAUGCUAAUAACUUGUGUCAAUGCUUUGAUGGUUGGACUGGUGAUCAGUGUGAUGAAGAUAUUAAUGAAUGUGAGACUAAUGAUCACAAUUGUACACAAACUUGCAGUAAUACAGUUGGAUCAUACACCUGUUCCUGUAGAGCUGGAUAUAAAGAUAAUGGAUAUGGAAACUGUACUGAUAUUGAUGAAUGUUCAAUGGGUACCAGUGGCUGUCAACAACUCUGUUUUAACACUAAUGGAAGCUAUUACUGUCAAUGUAAUACUGGAUACAGACUAAUGAAUGAUAAUUCAUCUUGUGAUGAUAUUAAUGAAUGCAUUGAGGAUCCUGGAAUAUGUCCUUUAAGAAGUAACUGUAUUAAUACAUUAGGAAGCUAUCAGUGUAACUGUAUUGAUGGAUAUCAAAUGAAUAACACUGGAAUGUGUAUAGAUAUUGAUGAAUGUGUUACUGGUACUCACAGUUGUCAGCAUAGAUGUAUCAAUACUGAAGGAUCCUAUAACUGUUCUUGUUAUGAUGGCUUCAUGAAGAGAUUUAAAAUAUUUUGUUUUGAUAUUAAUGAAUGUGAGACUGUUGAUCACAAUUGUACACAAACUUGCAGUAAUACAGUUGGAUCAUACACCUGUUCUUGUAGAGCUGGAUAUAAAGAUAAUGGAUAUGGAAACUGUACUGGUAAGACU